AAUAAUGGUUUUCAGUAUUCAAUAUCAAUAUACAAUUUGAAUUAACUUUCUGAUCAAUUUAUAACGAUGGAGCCGCCCAAACAAAAUGCGCCCAAAGAUGGACCGGGACCAAGAGGCGCACCGGAAGUCUACUAUACAUCUCGAGUAUUAAACUCAACCUUUCGUUAUGUCAAAUUUAUCAAAAAACUACGGGCUGAAGAAGAAGAGCAACGGAAGGGCGCAGAGACCAAACUCAAGGAACUGAAAGACAAACAGACGUCUGAUUUUUUUAUACGUUGUGAUAGAAGGUCUCUUAUAAAUAACGUAGCCCGAAGAGUCGAUUUGUGCAUGGAGUCAUAUGAAGAAGAUUUAAAUAACAAAAGAAAAAGAUUAAUAGGGCUAUAUGGGGUUGAGGAAGAAGAAAAUAUACGUAAAUUCGUCGAACAAGCGCAGGCUGGCGCUGUUGCUGUGUGGGAGGACAAGAAGAAAAGGCUUGAGUUCCUCUUGGCGAAGAGAAAGAAAGAACACGAAGAGAAAUAUAAAGAUACUCCUUUGUCCAAAUGCGUACACGUCCUGCCCUGUAUCUACAAGCUGCGUGCGAAAGAGACGCAAGAGAUUCAACUCUACCAAAUGAAAGAAAAGGAAGCACGGAAGAUGGCAGAAAAAGAAUUUGAUAAAAUGUGGUAUGAAGUGGCAAUGAAGGAGUCGGAUGCAUUGGCGGCGCGUAUGGAGCAAGACGCCAUUGAACGUCUACGAAGGGACUACGAAUGCAAAAAAUACACGGACUAUCAACUUGAACAGAGAAAACAGCAGAAGGAGAAAGAAAGGGAGAUGCUGAAGGAAGAGGCAAGAAGAUUCAAGGCGAUAUGGGAUGCUGAUAUAAGGAAGGAGCAAGAAGCUGAAAAUCAACGCGCGGAACAAAGAAAAGAGACAGCCAGAGAGAGGAAACUUAUGAUAGAAGAGAGACAAGAAACUGUUCGAAAACAAAACGCUGCCGCUAAACUGAUCGCUGACACUUGGGACUCGCUCGCUGGCCAGGGAUUAGCGGAUGAAAAAGCCAAGCUAAUGCUCAUGAGGAGAAAGGAGCAAGAGUUGGAUGAGUGCAAUAAGAAGCUUUUGGAAAUAAAGAAGCAGUACGAAGACAUGGAGACAAUAAUCGAAGGUCCCUUGGCGGAAGAGGCUCAGAGAAGACAAGAGUACAUUGACAAGAAGAGAUGCGAAUAUCUUGCGUGGGCGCAGAAAACUAAUAGGGAAGUACGUCAAGCUAUGGUGGAACAAAUAAAAGAUCGUCAAAAAGCAAGAGAGAAUCUCAAACAGAAACUGGAAGAGCAAGAUGAAUACCAAAGACAAUUGUUUGAGCAGCUUGAGAAACUUGUGGACCAUAAACAGUUUACAGAUGCGCAGAAGCGAAAAUUGCACCAAAGACAACUGUUAGAACAGAUAGAGUAUAACAAGCUGUUAAAGGAACGAGCACGUCAAGAGGAGUUGGAUCAAAUCAAGAAGUGUCAGUUGGCAACUGAGGAGUACCAGAGAGAGAUAGAAAGGAUGCUGCGACGACCAUUCUUCAGUGACGAAGUACAUCCAUUUACGAAGCAACUCGCAAAAGGUUUAAAAAUUCCAGAGAAGUGCCCCUGUUCUAAACCUGAUUAUUGUAAAUAACUUUUUGUAAUUUUUUUUCAAAAUAUACUUGAACAUUCUACUUUCUUUA
Messenger RNA from Pieris napi, 1687 nucleotides. RefSeq names its product meiosis-specific nuclear structural protein 1-like. The record is from RefSeq and is a predicted model, not a curated record. The coding region runs from base 67 to 1638 and encodes 523 amino acids. The transcript is spliced from 11 exons. NCBI's taxonomy places the organism in Eukaryota, Metazoa, Arthropoda, Insecta, Lepidoptera, Pieridae.